AUGUCUGUCAAGACUCAAGUCUUCGUUACUGGUGCUACAGGAUACAUAGGCGGCUCCGUUCUCCAAAAGGUGCUGGCUCAUCCUUCCGCCGCGACCUCUGAGUUCACAUUGCUCGUCCGUUCGCCCGAGAAAGCUCGCCUGCUGGAGGGGUACAUCCAAGCCGUCGGAGUUGAUGUACGCGUGCUACUUGGCUCGCAUUCAGACAGCGACAAGCUCGAAGCCCAGGCUGCACAGUCAGAUGUCAUCUUUGCUAUGGCCAACGCGGACGAUGUUGGAGCAUGUAAAGCUAUUCUGGCUGGCAUGAAGAAACGACAUGCAGAGACGGGGAACCCGCCGGUAUUGAUCCAUACGUCAGGAACAGGAUAUGCAAAAACAUACAUAAUCCUUCCUUCCACGAUAUACGGUCUCGCCACUGGCCCUCUUGUUGACCAUAAGAUCUCGAACGACCACUCGGUCCAGGUGCCAGCGCUUAUCAAGGCCGGCGUAGUUCGCAAGCAAGGCGGCGUGGUCAAUGAGGGCCUCAACAGGUGGCCGUGCGUGCACAUCAACGACUGUGUGGACCUGUACCUGACUGUCCUCGACGCCAUCCUCGCUGGUAAACCGGUAGGCCACGGGCGCGAAGGUCUCUACUUCGGCGAGAACGGCGAGUACCAGGCAUACGCCCUCGCCAAGACCGUCGCACAGGUGUUGGCGGAGGUUGGGAAGGGACAAUCUCGCGAACCGAUACCAUUCACCGCCGAAGAGUACGAGAAGGCGCCUUCUCUAAAGAAAUUUGGCACAAACUCACGUUGUCACGCGAAGAGAGCUCGGAGUCUGGGAUGGGGGCCCAUUUACACGUAUGACGAUCUGAUCAAGAGCAUCAAGCCGGAGGUGGAAGCACUUCUCACCAAGCCGAUUGAGCAGUGGCCGAGCUACUAGACUUUGAACGCAUUGGCUUUCUUGGCUUGUCCAGUGCAUGAAUUCAA
Molecule: messenger RNA, 965 nt
Organism: Coniophora puteana RWD-64-598 SS2
Lineage: Eukaryota; Fungi; Basidiomycota; Agaricomycetes; Boletales; Coniophoraceae
Product: NAD(P)-binding protein
Exons: 7
Coding region: 1-918 (305 amino acids)
Source: RefSeq, a predicted model, not a curated record